Molecule: messenger RNA, 804 nt
Organism: Cryptococcus wingfieldii CBS 7118
Lineage: Eukaryota; Fungi; Basidiomycota; Tremellomycetes; Tremellales; Cryptococcaceae
Exons: 5
Coding region: 1-804 (267 amino acids)
Cellular component (GO): mitochondrion; cytoplasm; membrane
Source: RefSeq, a predicted model, not a curated record
AUGUCCACCACCGCCCGCCCCUUCUUCGCCCGCCUGUGGUCAAGCUACACUACCGCCCUGCGCGAGCGCCCCUUGAGGACAAAGAUGAUCCAGAGCGGUGUGCUCUUCAUCACGGCGGACUUGGUAGCUCAGAUUGGUAUUGAGGGGAGAAGUAUGAGGAAGGCCAUCAUGGGGGAGGAGGGGGAGGAGAUUUACGAUCCUUUAAGAACAGCUAGGAUCACUACUUAUGGGUCUAUCAUAUUUGCUCCCCUCGCCCAUACAUGGCUGAGCCAGCUGGAGAAGGUCAAUCUCUCGAACAAGGUGACCACUCUUGCUACCAAGGUCACUCUGGAUUGCCUCGUUUGGUCACCAUGUGUCACGUUCAUGUUCCCGACGUCUCUCGGUCUAUUAGAGGGCAAAAGUAUAGAAGAGGUCAGACAAAAAGUCGCCAUGGGCUGGUUCCCAACAUGGCAAAAAGCAGUCUGCGUCUUUGGCCCCACCCAGAUUCUCAAUUUCACCCUCAUCCCCCCACAACACCGUCUCCUCGCCGUCCAAUCCGUCGGCAUGUGCUGGAACACCUUCCUCUCAUGGCAAAACAACAAAAACAACAAGAUCCUCGCGCAGGCUACCGCCCACCUCGUCGAGGCACGAGUACACGCAGCGGAGGUGGAGGGUGAGAAGACGCAUAAGGAGGGAGAAGUGGAGGAGGCCGAGAGGGAUGUGGAGGAAGCGCGAGAGGCUGUGAGAAAGGCGCAGGAGAAGAAGGACAAGAUGAAGAAGGAGGGUGGGGCGCUCGGUGUUGGGACCAGGAUGGGGUGGUCAUGA